Myotis myotis is the source of this 7652-nucleotide messenger RNA. RefSeq names its product La ribonucleoprotein 4B (gene LARP4B). The record is from RefSeq and is a predicted model, not a curated record. Gene Ontology annotation, molecular function: mRNA 3'-UTR binding. Gene Ontology annotation, biological process: positive regulation of translation. Gene Ontology annotation, cellular component: cytoplasmic stress granule; cytosol. Lineage: Eukaryota; Metazoa; Chordata; Mammalia; Chiroptera; Vespertilionidae. The transcript is spliced from 16 exons. The coding region runs from base 421 to 4575 and encodes 1384 amino acids.
AAUGUUCACAUCAGUUGUGGUAAUGAGAAUAAUGCUUUAGAUGUGUCUGGUAGGGAGACCGAGGGUGCAAACCCCAUUUGUGUGGAUCAUGAACAAUGCUGGAAUUCAAGAGAGAGCAAGUUUUACAGUAUCUGUGUUAUAGAUCCUGGAAGCCUGGACAAUGACGAUGAGCCAUGUGUGCACAGGUGUGGAGCAGCUGCCACAGAAGAGAGCCCCUCAGCUGUCACUUUUGAGGGGGUUUGCAGAGAGGCCUGGCCACCAGAUAACACUGCUGGAGGUCCAGGGGACUUAGAGGAAGAACUAUCUCCAGAUGGCCUGCUAGGUCCAAGUGAAGUGAAGGAAGUCUCUAAUGAAAAAACUGAGCCUAGUCUCGAAGUUUUGACUGAUAGUGACCCAUCUUGUAAAGGAAACACUGGUGACAUGCAGGCUCGGUCUUUAAGGGCAAACACUUACACUGGGUUCCCUACAGAUUACACAGAAAGUAAUCCAUUACAUAAUGUUGUCAUAAUACCUGAAUCAAAUACUAACAUAGACACUGACUCACUAGAAUACAUGUGUGCCAUCCCUGAAGAAGGAGAGAGACAUAGUUCAGUACUAUUAAGUCCGAUGGGUGACUCAGGUAUUGAUCUAAUUGACACUUCCAGCAUUGAACAAAGUGGUGAAACCCAGGCUGUAAAAGCAAAUGUAGAUCAGAGUUUAAACUCUGAAAAGGAAGGAGGAAAGAACUUUAUAAAAUUUCUAAAAGACAGUGAUUGUUCAAAUUUAGAUGUUAACAUAUUGGACAGAUCAAAAAGAUGUAUCACUUCAGCGAGCUUUGGAAAUGAGUGUCUUCUUGUUCAUGCUGAUUUCCGAGAAGCAGCCCCUAACAGAAGUGAUGACCCCAGACCUGAAUACCUGGGGCCAGCAAUGACAGAGGGGCAGUACCAUGGUGAUCACAGUCUGGGAACUGGGAGCAUCCAGCUUGCAAGCAAAGGAGAAUUGGCUUUGCAACCUGAAAAUAGUUCGUCUUAUCAAGAUGAGGAUGAAAUGAGCAUUUUUGAAGAUGAAGGUCAUGAUAAGAGGGCUUUUGAAAGAUCUUUGAGUCAGGAAGAUCUCUGUGCAGAUACUGGGGCCAUCAUAGCCCAGGCCCAAAUCUGUGAUUUAACUCAUGCAGUGCGGGCAAAAACCGUGGAGGGCUUAUGUCAAAGAACAGAUACACAGGACCUCAGGAGUUCGCAGAAAGUGCCCCAGAACAAUGAGUCUCCUGGUGGACCCAGGUGUGUUCAGAGUAACUUUAUGUCCUCUGCAUUUAUUUUCACCUGCACUGAAGAAAAAAAGAGUGAAACAGGCCAGAAUCAUAAAGCAGAAGAUGAACUAUGUGUGAAGAGUUCAGUUAGUGGCCCUCACAGACUAGAACAUACCGAAAAACAAUCCCUAAAGUCUAAUCACAGAGAGACAAGUAAAAAUGACAUAGAAAAUGUCAAGUUAGACUCUAAAACAAUCUUCCACUGGGAAACAAAUACAGUAAAAUGCAAGACAGUGCCUGGUCAGGAUGUAUUGGCUUGUGCUAGUUCUAGUAUAACAAAAACCCCUGAUUUUGAAAUACUUCAAAUAGAAAAAUGUGAUGAAACCUGCAGAGUGAAUGACAGCCAACACAAAGAUCUUCAUCUUGUACCACCUCUGAGUUCAGGUAUGCAGAUGGCAGAAGCACAGGAGACCUGCUCUUUUAACUGUGGUGGAGAUCCAAGACGGGAGCAGGUUUCCACUGAAGUCUCUGAUACCUUAAAUACUGGUGUGGUGGCAGGACACAAAACAGAACUGAUAGGGGAAGAGGUGGAAGAGGGACUUUCCUGGGAGAAAGACAGUGACUCCAACAGCAGCUAUUGCAGAGGUCCAUGUGGGACAAGCAGACUUGCACACCACUUCACACAAAGAAAUGCCAGAGCCACAGUUACAGGCCCGGCUUCAAACGAUGAAGUGGGUUUUGUGGGAAGUUCAAGGGUGAAUUUUGGAGAAAUAGAGUUAUGUGACGCUCUUGCUGACAAUUCCUGUUUGGUUAGUGUGGAUCCGGCCCAAGUGGACAAACAUAUAGCUGUUCCUCACGAUGUACUGCAGGCAGUUCCUGUCAUACCAGGUGGCAGCAAAGAAAUGGUAGUACCAAGUAGUGGGGACCAUGUUUUAUUAAUCUCAGAAGACACUAUAAAUACAUCUGAAAACCCCUCAAAAGAGGAUUUGCAGAGCUUCCCAGAGGAAUUGUAUUCCCAGUUUUUGAAUGAACUUUCCUAUUAUCCAGUGGGAGGAUUGUCAGGUCAGAUGUUUUCUGAAAGCCUGGCAGGUGGUGGUUGUCGAUAUCCGGUGGGCUGUCUGUGGACUAACACAGUUGUGAAAGGUGAACUAGAGGAUGAACAAAUACUUAUGGGGGACCUGUACAGUCAGCCACAGGACUUCAAGAUCACUCCCUUUUGGAUGGAAAAGCUCCAUUAUCAGCUACCAGUCGCAGAAGAUGGUGUUAUUUGGGGAUGGCAGAAUAGUAGUGCACAGUUAGUACCAACAGCCAAGGUUUCGGAGCUAAACCCCAAUGCAAAAGUAUGGGGGACACCUGUGUUACAUUUGGAGGCAGGUAGUGCAUCAGACAGUGGUGUGAGUGCAGCCUGGGAGGACACCUCCUGCCAGCGUCCCAACUACAGCCAGGAGGAAUUGGAUGCCAAUGGUGAUGGUGACAAAAGUCAUGAAAAUGCAGCACUGUCAGAGUUACAGGAGUUGGACCAAACAGCCAUGAAUACUUUGGCUCUGGAUCACUCUGAAUAUGAGUCUCUGCCUGAAAACAGCGAAACAGGAGGAAAUGAGUCUCAAUCAGAAAGCCAGGAAGACCCCCGAGAAGUACUUAAAAAAACAUUGGAAUUCUGCUUAUCCAGGGAGAACCUUGCUAGUGACAUGUACCUUAUAUCGCAGAUGGAUAGUGAUCAGUAUGUGCCAAUCACCACAGUGGCUAAUCUGGACCACAUCAAGAAGCUCAGCACUGACCUGGACUUGAUUGUCGAAGUGCUGAGAUCUUUACCUUUAGUCCAAGUGGAUGAGAAGGGAGAAAAAGUAAGGCCAAAUCAAAAUCGUUGCAUAGUAAUAUUACGUGAAAUUUCUGAAUCCACCCCUAUAGAAGAAGUAGAAGCACUAUUUAAAGGAGAUAAUUUACCAAAAUUUAUAAACUGUGAGUUUGCCUAUAAUGAUAAUUGGUUUAUUACAUUUGAAACAGAAGCUGAUGCCCAACAGGCUUAUAAAUAUCUGCGAGAAGAAGUCAAAACUUUUCAAGGAAAACCAAUUAAGGCACGGAUAAAAGCAAAGGCAAUAGCUAUAAACACAUUUUUGCCAAAGAAUGGAUUUAGGCCCCUGGACAUGAGCCUUUAUACGCAGCACCGUUACACAGCGUCCUUUUACUUACCUCCCAUCUAUAGCCCCCAGCAGCAAUUCCCUCUCUAUAGCCUGAUUGCUCCCCAGACGUGGUCAGCAACACACAGCUAUCUCGAUCCACCCUUGGUAACUCCAUUUCCAAGUACUGGAUUUAUAAAUGGAUUUACGUCUCCAACCUUCAAACCCGCAGCAACUCCUCUGGCUUCACUCAGACAAUACCCUCCGAGAAGCAGGAAUCCUAGUAAAUCCCAUCUGCGCCACGCCAUUCCUAGUGCAGAGAGAGGAGCUGGGCUGUUAGAAAGUCCAUCAAUAUUUAACUUCACCGCGGAUCGGUUAAUUAACGGUGUGCGGAGCCCACAAGCAAGGCAGACAGGCCAACCUAGAACCCGCAUACAGAACCCUCCAGCUUAUGCCAAGAGAGAUACAGGAACCGGGCGGGUGGAGCAGAGCAGUCUUGAAUCCUCUCCUGGUUUAGGUCGAGGCAGGAAAAAUUCCUUUGGUUACCGGAAGAAAAGAGAGGAGAAGUUUACAAGGAGUCAGACCCAAUCUCCAACGCCACCAAAACCUCCAUCCCCGAGUUUUGAAUUGGGGCUGUCUAACUUUCCCCCGCUGCCUGGGGCAGCAGGCCACUUGAAGACUGAGGACUUGUUUGAAAACAGGCUGUCUAGCUUGCUGCUAGGAUCAAAGGAAAGGAGCCUCAGCGCAGACACAGGCACGAGCACUCUUCCCACAGCAACCUCCAGAGAGCCCUCAGGGCCAGUCUCCUGCACAUUGUCUGUGGCCCAUGAACGAACCCCUUCCCCCGACCACCUGCCCGAGGACCCCAAGGUGGUGGAGAAGCCGAGGGAAGCCCUGAGUACAGACAGACUUACUUCCACCACCGCCAGUAAAUCGGUGCAGGUGAACGGCACCACCACGGAACUGCGAAAACCCAGCUACGCCGAGAUUUGCCAGAGGACAAGUAGAGAGCCUUCAUCCUCCCCAUUGCCACCCCCAAAAGAACAAAAGCCAAACACUGUUGGUUGUGGGAAGGAAGAAAAGAAGCUGGUGGAGAGAGAGCUCCCUGUCCCCAAGUCCAACCAAGGACUACCCAGUGACCAGAGAAGGCCACCGGGCCGCCGGCCCUCACCCCCGCCUGCAGGGAAGCAUUCACACAGAGAACAGAGCUCCCCUCCCAGGUCCCCUCAGUGAGCGCCGAGGUCAGGGAGGGCUGUGAGGAGCUGAGGUCGCCACAACUAAGCACUGUCCCACUCGGUACCGAGAAUGAGCCGCUGGUUAGGAGCUUGCAGUGUAGACAAGGCCCAUGAGAUGCCUGCAAGUUAUUUUCUUCUCAGUCGGAUGUUCCCCCCCCUUGAAAAAAUCUAUUUUUCAGGAUUUAAUUAAUAUAAACCUUAUUUUAGGUUGGUGCUUAACUGGAGGUGAUGCAUAAGUCUGAUUUUUUUCAGGAUAGAAAAUGCAUUUAUCCUAACAAAUUGAUAUUUUUUAUUAAGCCUCCAUGUGGCUAUGAAUGCAAGCUAUAAAUAGUGAGUUUUUCUAAAUUAAGCGGAACUGUGCUACUUUAUUUUUUAAAAUAACUGGUUAGCAAGUACAUAUCUCUAAGGAUGUCAGACCAACAGGCAAACGGGCGAAGCUGAGGGCUGUGGGUAUAGCCUGGAGAAGGGAUGGGUCAGAGGAUACCACACACUGGCCUGGGCCGUGUACUUAUUCAGAAUCCUAACAAGUGAUCCUAACUUUUUGUAAAAAGUACAGUCCAUUUUUUAUCUACUGGGCAGAAUAAAUCUGCAGAGAGCCCCUGAGAGCCUAAAACCUUGAGUUUCCAUGCACUGCAAGCAAGUAACCAGCUCCUCACUCCAGUCUCAGUGGCUAUUAUGUAAGAUAAAUUCAAAGCACAUUGUGAAUAGAACUUAAAUGAAAACAUAAACUUUGUUGCCCACUGACAUGUUACCAUGACAUUGUACCCUGGUGGUGGUUUGUUCCCAUGAGCUGGCGGGAGGGCUGGAAGCCCAUAGGGCUCCCAAGCCUCCCACACAUUAGCCGGCUUCCAUGGGCGCCUCCCUGUACCUCCGCAUCGGCGCACGGACUGAACAUUACUUAAUCGUGAGAGAAUAUGUUUGUGGUGCCCUGUGGUGGUGGAGGAUAAGAAUUCCCGCUCUCUUUACCUCCAAGAUGAGGGUCUCACUGAUUCCCUUCUGGAAGUGCUGCACUCUGAACCCGCAUGCACUAAAGCUAGCAGUUUAUAAUAAAGUUAAAUAUAAAUUAUUUUCUUUUAAAAUGCCUAAAUUUUUUCUUUAAGUAUUCUGAGCAGCAGACAGUAAACUAAGAGUCUUUCCUGCUAAAUGUAACCAUACAAGUUUAUUCCACAAAAUGUUAUUUAACAAGACUGAAGGUUUUUUUAAAAAAAGUUAUUUCCAUCCAAUAUUUAAAGACUUGAAUUUUAUUUAAACUUGAAAAUGACUUUGCCUUAACUUUUGUAUAAGACAGCGUAGAGUUCCUGGAGACCGGCCCCUGGGUUGGCGUGAGUGGAUUGCAGUUACUCAGUGAUGUGGGAUCUACUGGCGCUAGUUUUACUGAGUAAACGUACUAGAGUAUGAGAACUAGCCGUCAUGUUUGUAAUAUACCUUGAAGAUCUUACACAGUUGAUCUUUUUUCAGAUUGUUGAAAAAUCCUGUAAAUGCAAAUAGUCGAUACUGUAUUAAAUAUGUGCACUUGGGAGUGUGUGCUUUGCUUGUACAGUUGUAAAUAAUCAGAACAUAUUAAAAAGGUACCCUAAAGAGAAAAAUCUGAUAAAAAUUAUUGAUAUAUUAUAAAUGUUGCUAUUGAGCUGGAUGUAGAUAAACUAAAUGUUGUGGUUUGAAUAUUAUUUUAAUUUGUUGAGGUUUUUCUUCCCAUUUAAACUGGUGUGUUGAGCUGAUUCUGCCGCUUUGCUACUGCAGAGGGAAGUGGACAGUCUCAUGAAAGCCUUUGGAUGUGUCCAUGCUCUUCCUAAAAGUAUGUAAAUAUGUGUUAAUCAUAGCUGGUGUGAAAGGGUUUUUGAAGUGUAAUGUAGAAAGCAGAAACUGGCAGUAUCUUCCAGGGAAGUGAAAAAUAAUCUACUACUGAAAAUCACAGGUAGCCCAGCCUGAUUUACCUUGCCAGAGGAAAACGCCCUCCUCAGAGCAGCCAGCAUCCUUUAAACACCUAAAAGUACACCGCAGUGCUAAUAUUGUGCAAAUGCCUGUAAAAGGAACAUGGAAAUUAUUUCUUUGUGGUUGCCAGAUAGCUGAUGAAAAAAUCAGAAAUAACUGACCUCUUCUGCCCGAACUAAUGAGUCCCAUAAAGAGAGUUGGAAAGGUAAGCUCCAAGCCUAGGAAUUCUUAGUGUUGUUAUCUCUGCUGGAGGAGGGAACCACGGUCAUCCCCAAAUGAUAUAAUGACAAAGCCUUUCUGUGAGGCAGUGCCUGCUGGUGAGUGGAGAGCCCAGCAGCUGCAUGCAGGAUGAAGGUGGUCACUGACCAGUCACGGCGUGGUGAGGCAUGCGCUUCAGCGACCGCUCCCACAGCCAGUCUGUAGCAUCCAGAAUUGAAACGUUGCUCUGAUGGAUUUUUAUAACAUCCAUUUUAAUUAAGCAAAGUGAUAUGCCAAAUAACUGUAUAAUGUCCUAAAAACCUUCCUGAUACUAUCCUUUAGAAUGAGUUGGCACAACAGGAACCUGUGAUGCAAAUGGCUAGUAGUAUAUGGCUUUGUACAUUUUAAAAAAUGUAACUUUUUCCCCAGCAGUAUUUUGAGGUAUAGAAUCAGAGAUACAACGAUCACAAAUGACAUUUUAACUUGUACAAUCGUGUGAUGAUGAUACUUUGGAAAUACAGGAAUCUGGCCCCAUUUCUACAGAUAUGAAUUUAAGUAUUGUAGUUGCUUCUUAAAGAGUUAGUGUCAUGAUAUUUCUGAUCAGGCCCUCCCCUGUAGGCUCAUCACCAGCUGUCACUAGCUGUAGUCAGGAGCGCUGCAGGUUAUGUUUCUCACAAGGUAAGCAGGUGAGGAGGGUGUGAGCUGUCGGUAGAGGUUACACAGAAAGCAGCAGACAAUCGAAGACUGAAGGAGAGCCAACAGAUGCCAGUUCACAAAACAGGAGCUUUCUUGAGGAUUUUUAUUUUUGUUCUAUUUUCAUUAAGACUGGAAUCAAGCUUAUGUGUAACUAUUGGUAAUUUAAGUUUCCUUUGUGUCAUUCAGUGUAAAACUGUCUAAUUUGAAAAAAUGUAGGUUAUGAAAAAUAAAGAUUUAGGCACUGUUCAA